CGGCAAGGGGAAUGGCCUAGUAGAGGCUGCUCCCGCUAGGCCGCCCUGGGCCCCGCCCUCCGGAGUCCCCGCCCCCGGCUCCUCCCGCCUCCGCUCCCUUAGGCGUCGGCCGCCGCUCCCCUGGGGGAUCCCCGCGGCCAUGUCGGUCCGGUCCCCGGGCGCCGCCCGCCCGGACCCCGACGGCGGCGGCGGCCGCUACGAGACCCUCUUCCGGAAACUGGACGGCAACGGCGACGGCCGCAUCGACAUCGCCGAGCUGCACCGAGCCCUCCUCGACCUGCGCAUCCCGCUCGGACGCCACGCCGAGGAGAAAAUUUUUAAAGCUGGAGAUACCAACCAAGAUGGACAGCUAGAUUUUGAAGAAUUUACGAAAUACCUUAAAGAUCAUGAGAAAAAAAUGAAACUGGCAUUUAAGAGUCUGGAUAAAAACAAUGAUGGAAAAAUCGAUGCUUCAGAAGUGGUUCAGUCUCUCAAGAUAUUGGGUAUAGAUAUUUCUGAGCAACAGGCGGAAAAGAUCCUUCAGAGCAUGGAUGCUGAUGGCACAAUGUCAGUGGACUGGAACGAAUGGAGGGACCAUUUUCUAUUUAAUCCUGCAGCAAACCUUGAGGAAAUUGUCCGCUUCUGGAAACAUUCCACUGUAUUUGAUAUUGGGGAAAGCUUAGCUGUACCCGAUGAAUUCACAGAGGAGGAGAAAACAACUGGUCAGUGGUGGAGACAGCUGUUGGCGGGAGGUGUUGCUGGUGCUGUCUCUCGAACCGGCACGGCGCCAUUAGAUCGGCUGAAAGUCAUGAUGCAGGUUCAUGGUUCCAAGUCCAAUCAAAUAAAUAUAGUUAGUGGCUUUAAGCAGAUGGUAAAAGAAGGAGGUAUCCGUUCCCUUUGGAGAGGAAAUGGAGUGAAUGUCCUUAAAAUUGCACCUGAGACAGCUGUUAAAUUUUGGGCAUAUGAACAGUAUAAGAAGCUGCUUACUAAAGAUGGUGCCAAAGUGGGAACGGUAGAAAGAUUUGUUUCUGGUUCUCUGGCUGGAGCCACUGCACAGACUUUUAUCUACCCCAUGGAGGUCCUCAAGACUAGACUGGCUGUCGGGAAAACUGGCCAGUACUCUGGGAUGUUUGAUUGUGCCAAGAAGAUAUUGAAACACGAAGGUUUGCGAGCCUUCUACAAAGGCUAUAUUCCUAACUUCCUGGGGAUCAUACCAUAUGCAGGUAUAGACCUGGCUGUUUACGAGCUUCUGAAGAACAAUUGGUUGGACCGUUACGCCAAAGACUCUGUAAAUCCCGGGGUGCUUGUUCUUCUGGGAUGCGGUACCAUGUCCAGCACGUGUGGGCAGUUAGCCAGUUACCCACUGGCCUUAGUGAGAACCCGCAUGCAAGCUCAAGCCAUGAUGGAAGGAGCUCCCCAGCUGAAUAUGGUUGGCCUGUUUCAACGGAUAAUUAGGAAAGAAGGAGUCCUAGGGCUCUACAGAGGCAUCACUCCCAACUUCAUGAAAGUGCUCCCUGCAGUCAGCAUCAGCUAUGUGGUGUAUGAGAAAAUGAAACAAAAUCUGGGAAUAGCCUGAAGGCUUGAAGGAUUGAGCCAUUGGGAUCAGCGAGAUGGCUUGAAGCAAAGUGACAAGUUUCAUGUUUUUAAAAUUGCAACAAGACCUCUGGGAAAAUUUGCUGAAUGUUUUCCUACAAGGAUGGAUAGGUAACAGCUCAUGACACAAUUUCCUCUUUUUUAAUAAACCAAAAUGACAAUUGAAUCAUUAAAAGCAGAUAUCAGUUGAGGUUUGGGAAAUUCUUCCCAAGUUAAAAUCUUUAACGUACAUUUACCUCUCUUUAUGAACUUUCUGAUCACUGGACCAUCCUGAAAUGUAAAGGCGAUAGGGCUGGUGGUGAGUUUAGAUUGUAGUUUAAGAUUUUAAAACAUUCACCUCUUGUCCAGAACUAUUGAAUGCAGAUAACUAUUUUUUAAAAGAAUUGAACCUUGCAAUCUAUUUUGCAGAGAAUGAUUGAUUAACGUAUGUGAAUUUAAUACUAGCCAAAAAAGUACUACUUUUGCUCGUCUUUAAAUACAGUGCAAAGGAUCAAUCUUUUGUGCACCAGGAUACCUCAGUCUUCCAUCAGUGAUGUGUGUUUUUAAUGGAGUUGUGGUGAUUUUAUUGCUCAUUUCAUUAUAUGAUCUUACAUUUUUACUUGUACUGCAGUAUCAAUAUUGUUAGUGUCUUUGUUUUUAGGUAUGAUUUCUGAAUUUUAAUCGGGAAUCAUCAAUGUGGCAAAUGUGUACUAAUUGUAUGAGAAUUAUUGCGUAUGAUCUAGGAGUGGAAAAAAAAGAGUACAAUGAGUCAGAUCCACAUAGAACCUAAAAAUUUAUCUGUUUUUCCCGUCUUUAAGUUCUUCUUUGAAGCAGGUUUUAUUGAAUCAUUUCUUGAAACAACUUGUAGUGAAUCAGUUGUGACCAGGCAAACCUAUGAAAUAUGUUCCUUGAUUAUUGAAGAUGCUUGCUAAUGGAUAAAUGAUUCCUUCAUUCUUCUUGAAUUAAAUUUAUUGGCUCCAUUUUUCUGAACUCAUACUAGUAUGGAGGUUAAGCUAUAAAUGACAGAGCAGAGUGAACUCCCAAAGCAUUGGAAUUUUCCCAAAGAUUAUAUUUUAAUAAAACGUGUUUUAUUUCAAAUCACUUGUGAGUUGCAAGUCACUCCUAGAUGCCACAGAUAGGGCAAUUUCAGUGACUUAAAACUCAUUCCCAUUGAGAGUUGUAUGCCUAUAGUGCCUUGAAAUAAACUUUUUUAAAUGUUUAGUAAUAGUUAUGGUAUUUCUUAAGCACUUACUAUGUAUCAAGCACUGUUCUAAGAACUGGGGUAGAUACAAGCUAAUCAGAUUGGAUGCAUAAUGUUUAAAACCUCAGUUCUACCCACGCACCAAAAUUUAGAUAGUACCUAGACUGACUGUGGAAUAUAGCUGUUGUUGAACAGAAGGAUGUAAUUUAGCCAUUAAAAUCAGAGUGGAUGUAACUUUCUCAGAUGAAGAGGUAAAGCCCUUGAGGGAUAGUUGGCAUUUGAAUGUAAUCAUUGUUCGUACUCUAUCAAAUUUUGAAAUCUGGGAAGGAACCCAGAGAGACAGGGUUGGUUUGACAAAAGCCAGUUUUCUAGUUGGCUCCCCUUGAUUUUGCAACAAUACUUAAAAAUUACAUUAACUACAGGCUUCUGUAAAUGAUUCCUGAUGCUUUGACACUCUAAUGACUUUGAAACAAGUUUUUGUUUUACUUUUUCUUUUUUAUUUUGUACUUUUAGCAUGCCUCUACCUUCCUACUUGGAUAGACUGUGUGCUAGUAUAGCAUCUUUUUACAUAUAGUUUUUGUCUUAACAUAGCUUUUUAUGACGUGUAUGAUUUAGGAAGUUUUACCUUUCAGUGUUUCAUCUGGAUAAUAAGAGAAGACAAUGUAGAAGAAUCAGACAACCAAAAUUUUUCCAGGAAACAAAAUGUAGGUCUUUUUAUUAGUCUUUCUAAAGUGCCAUUAAAAUGGACAAUAGAGUUUCAAAGAGAUAAGGUAAAUGUUUUUCACCGACUGCUGGAAAAUAGUGAAAAUAUUUGCAUUUCAUUAUUUGUAUUUUGUAAAAGUCGAAAGAGAUUUGUAUACUUCAUGCAUUUCAAUACAAUGCUGUUUAUAUUCAUCAUGUAAAAGAACAGCCUAUGUCAACAGCAAAUUCAGAAUCACUUGAAAUAAAAACAAUUUAAAAAGGCA
This is a messenger RNA of Ornithorhynchus anatinus (platypus), 3717 nucleotides long. RefSeq names its product solute carrier family 25 member 24 (gene SLC25A24). The record is from RefSeq and is a predicted model, not a curated record. Gene Ontology annotation, molecular function: ATP transmembrane transporter activity; calcium ion binding. Bases 140 to 1555 code for a protein of 471 amino acids. Gene Ontology annotation, biological process: transmembrane transport. NCBI's taxonomy places the organism in Eukaryota, Metazoa, Chordata, Mammalia, Monotremata, Ornithorhynchidae. Gene Ontology annotation, cellular component: mitochondrial inner membrane. The transcript is spliced from 10 exons.